Molecule: messenger RNA, 2772 nt
Organism: Schistosoma margrebowiei
Lineage: Eukaryota; Metazoa; Platyhelminthes; Trematoda; Strigeidida; Schistosomatidae
Source: the annotation of a GenBank genome assembly
AUGACUUCUAAAGUUAGUAGACUAUCAUCGCUUGUUAUUAACUCGAAUCCUGUAUAUCUGAAAAGCGAGAGUCGCAUUGUUUACUCCUCUGACAAGUUUGUUGUUGUUCUUGAUGCACGCACGGGAGUCUCUCAGUUCUUACACGGACAUAGAGACUCAGUGGUUUGGAUUGUCCCUGGAAUUGACAAACCCCAUCAUGUGAUUUCUGGCGGUCUAGAUGGAAAGCUAAUCGUUUGGGAUACUAAGACAUUUGAGAAGGUCCAGAUUUUGAAUACCAGGUUCCCAAUAGACUUCUGCUUUCCUACUGCAACUGGCUACAUUUUUAGCCAUACUUGCAAAAACAAACAUGUCGUGAAGUCAUAUGACCGCUCUACAGGAAGUUAUGUAGACUACGUAGAAUUCCCUCAGAAUGCUAUUAUGGCGUAUAAAGAUUCUGAUUUUGUAGCAUGUAUAGUCGACUCCAUCCUUAUCGUAUACUGGAUUAACUUAAAUGUCUCAGUGAGGUAUUCGGUUCCUAAUAAUGAAAAGCAUUCAGAACAAAAGAAUUACACAUGCGUCGCAGCACAUCCAAACGACUGCAUCGUUGCUACAGGAAAUGGUCUUGGUGAAAUAUUCAUUUGGUGGAAUUUAUGUGCUCAAACUGAUGAUCAUUUAAACAUGCUAAACCCUGUUUCUGACGAAUGGACUGGAAAUGAAAAUUGCGCAGAAAAUGAUGCUUUCGAUGAUGUCAAAAAAGCUAUCAAAGAACAUUUGGCGGAAGGUCGUUUAUUCACUUAUUACCCAGUUCAUCCUUCUCAUGUUAAAAGGUCCUUACUUCAUUGGCAUUCUGUACAAGUGACAAGUCUUUGCUUUACGUCAUGCGGCACUCAUCUUCUCUCUGGUGGUUUGGAAGGUGUGUUGGUCAAAUGGGAUGUAACUGACUGUUUUGGAGGUCCACAACAGCGUCGUUUUCUACCUCAUUUUGGCUAUCCAGUAUCUUCUGUUCGAAGUCAUGGUGGUUCAUGUGAAGAUAUGAUAUCUGUCAAUUUGGAGAAUAAUUCAUUUCAUAUUAUGGAUGGAGCUUUUACAAUAAUCUACUCAAAACAAGGUUUUAUGCAAUUACCUAAACACUGGUUUCCAAUUCCUGUUACAUUAACGAUGCCCGGAAAUUUAAUGACUUUACAAAGUAAACUUCCACAUAGAGAUGAUGAAUUGUCUUCGACUUAUCUCUUGACAAAUGGUGGCUGUGGCAAAAUACAACUAAUGAAUGUACAUGACCGUGAACAUUGUGUUCAAACGAUUGAUAUUACUCACCAAAAUCUUGUUGUCAGAAGUACGGAUUCAAAACAUCCAAUUAUACAUGCUGAAGUAUUACUAAUGGCCCAGUUGUGCACUGAUGUUUCAUUUACAUGGUUUGUGACUUAUGAAUGUGUAAAAAAGUUAGCUGAUCAUGAACAAGGAUUACCAAUUGAUGAUCAGUCACGUUUAACUUGGUGGCAGUGCCAUGAAUCAGAAAAAGAGAAUGAGAAUAAAGAUCUGUCUUCAUCAUCAGUCGAUGGAAUACAUGAUUUUGUUAAAUUCACUUCAGUGGAUACUUAUUCCAUGUCACAUUUUGGUUGUCCUGCUGUUAAUAUGGAGUUUGUUCCAUCUGAGAAAAAUCAAUUAUAUGUUCUAUUAAUGGAUUAUCGACUGAUGAUAUGGAAUUAUAAUAUUGAAUACACGAAAGAUCCCAUAUACUCGCCAUGGAUUCCAGCUUCAUGUCAUCUUUUAUCGUAUUGUAAUCAAAACCCUUCGAUCCCACCACCUGGCUCUCUAAUUAUUCCCUUCAAUGUACAAUCUAAUGUAAAUCAAUUCAGUACAUCGACAAGUUUUUUAGUGUAUUCUGGUCUUAAUCUGACUCUUUUGAACUGGAAUCAAAUUUUACUCGAAAGCAAUCCAAAAGUUGCUGCCAGCAUUUGUCUACGAGAUAAUCUAUUGAGUCUGUGGCCAGAUUCAAAGAAGAAUAAUAUUGAUAAAUGUGUUAUUGUCUCUUAUACGGAUAAUGACGAUGAUAAUGUUACACGUUACCUGGCUAUCACGGUUCGUGGUCACGCUCCUAGAUCAGCGAGUGAGCGUACUUCACUUGGAGCUUUGUGCCUGUUACAAUGUACAUCUUCCAGUGUUGAAAUGAUGUCAGUUGUUCCAGAUGUACUAGCGACGUGUUUAACUUCACAUCCGAGUAAACCUUGGUUAGCUGUGGGAUUGAAGGAUGGGACAGUUACCAUUUAUGAAGUUCAAUUGAAUUCAAAUAUAAAAUUGAAUAUCAUACAAACAUUGGGAAAUCUUGUUUCUCAACCAUUAUGUGAUCGAAUACAUAAAAGUGGAGUAAAGAAUAAACAUAAACAAUCAAAUGGAACAAUGUUUGUUUCACUUUGUUUUAUUCCAUUGAAUAAUGAUAUAAUGAUAAAAUCAAUUAAUGAUAAUCAUAAUCAUGUUCAAUUGAUUGGAUUAAUGAAAACAUUAAUUGGAAGAGAGACAGGACGAUAUGAUUUAGUUUAUUAUGGAACACGUAAACAAAUACAGAAAAGCCUAAAGGAGACUACCGGGUUAAAUAUACCACCGAAACAACGAAGCUUACUACAAUUGGUUGAUACAGCAGCUCCUGUGAAAUUCGAUAAUCAUAUACGAGCAAAUAAACGAAAAUUAAAUUCUGAUAUUCAAUUGGAAAAUACUUUAAAACAAAUAAGUGAAUAUCCUAUUUAUACAGCUCCACCACCUGAUCAACUAUUACACCAACUUAUGCGAAAACACUGA